GAAGAUUUUGAGAAAAACCACAAACAAACAAAAAACCUUAAGGCAAAUAUUUGUGCCACAAAACUAAAACAACAAACAUAGAAGAGAAACCAACCCACCUUUAGCUAGUAGACGACUAUUAUUCCCACCCAGUAGAAUGAAGCCUAGCAAGAGGAGUCUAGGCGGCUCCUACUCCUCCUCCUCCUUGUGUUUCCAACUGCCAACUGCCCUCUUGCUGUUAACCUGUUGGACAUCAUUCACAUUGGCAGUUCAGCGACAGCCCAUCAAUUCAGCGGGUGGACAUGAGUUGAGGGGAACCACAUUUAUGCCGGCUUUGGAAUGCUACGAUCCCUACGGCAGACCGCAGAAAUGUUUACCAGAAUUCAUCAAUGCUGCCUAUCAAUUGCAAAUUGAAUCGACCAACACUUGCGGCGAAUUGGGCGACAACCAUUUCUGCAUACAGACCAUGAAUCCCAAUCACAAGAAUUGUGAAUUCUGCAGAUACGAAGAUCACAAUCCUUUAUUCCUGACGGAUCUGCAUGAUCCACAGAAUCCCACUUGGUGGCAAUCGGAAACAAUGUUCGAAGGCAUUCAGCAUCCGAAUCAUGUAAAUUUGACAUUACAUUUGCGCAAAUCGUAUGACAUAACCUAUGUGCGCAUUUUGUUCCGCUCACCGCGUCCCGAAUCGUUUACCAUCUACAAGCGAACAUCGGAGAAUGGCGCUUGGAUUCCGUAUCAAUAUUAUAGUGCCACCUGUCGGGAUACGUAUUCGUUGCCCGACUCUCGGGCCAUCCGUAAGGGCGAGGGUGAGGCACAUGCUCUCUGUACCAGCGAGUACAGUGAUAUCUCGCCGUUGCGCGACGGUGAGAUUGCCUUCUCCACGCUGGAGGGUCGUCCCAGUGGUAUCAACUUCGAGCGUAGCCUCGAACUACAGGAUUGGGUCACUGCCACCGAUAUACGCAUCACAUUGGAUCGCCUGAAUACGUUUGGUGACGAGCUCUUUGGUGAUUCGCAGGUACUCAAAUCGUAUUUCUAUGCCAUCAGUGACAUUGCUGUGGGUGCGCGUUGCAAGUGCAAUGGACAUGCCAGCAAAUGCGUGGCCAGCACCGGGAUGCAUGGUGAACGCACCUUAGUCUGCGAGUGUCGUCAUAAUACAGAUGGACCGGACUGUGAUCGCUGUUUGCCGUUGUACAAUGACGUCAAAUGGAAGAGGGCUACCUCCACCGAGGUGAAUGAGUGCAAAGCCUGCAAUUGCAAUGGCUUGGCAGACAAAUGUUACUUUGAUUCACAUCUCUUCAAUUUAACCGGCCAUGGUGGUCACUGUUUGGAUUGCCGGGAGAACCGCGAUGGCCCCAACUGUGAACGCUGCAAGGAGAAUUUCUAUAUGCGGGAGGAUGGCUAUUGCAUCAACUGUGCCUGCGACCCCGUGGGUUCACGUUCCCUGCAAUGCAACAGCCAUGGCAAAUGCCAAUGCAAGCCUGGAGUGACGGGCGAUAAGUGUGAUCGCUGCGACAACAACUACUAUCAGUUUGGCCCACAUGGUUGCCAGCCAUGUGGCUGUGAUGGACGUGGCUCUCAGGAUAAUACGCCAGCUUGUGACGCGGAGAGCGGCAUUUGCUUCUGCAAGGAGAAUGUCGAGGGCAGACGAUGCAAUGAAUGUAAACCGGGCUUCUUCAAUUUGGACAAAUCUAAUCGUUUCGGCUGCACACCCUGCUUCUGUUAUGGUCAUACCUCUGAGUGUCAGACUGCUCCUGGUUAUUCGGUUGUUGCCGUCACCUCGAACUUCAAUAAGCACAAGGAACGCUGGACAGCGAUCGAUUUAAAUCGUCGUGAUGUCGAUAUCAAAUACAAUCAAUAUAGCCGUAGUAUAGGCACCACAGCCCAGGGCAAUGAAUAUGUCUACUUCCAGGCGCCCGAUCGUUUCUUGGGCGAUCAGCGUGCCUCCUAUAAUCGGGACUUGAAAUUCAAAUUGCAACUGGUCGGUCAGGUGGGACCGAGCACAAGUGCCAGUGAUGUUAUACUCGAGGGAGCCGGCAGUAAAAUCUCUUUGCCCAUAUUUGCCCAGAACAAUGGCAUCCCAGAUCAGGGAGUCAAGGAGUAUACGUUCCGUUUGCAUGAGCAUCAUGACUACAGAUGGCAGCCAAGUCAAUCCGCACGGGGAUUCCUUUCGAUUCUAUCGAAUUUGACAGCCAUCAAGAUACGUGCCACCUACUCGGUGCAGGGUGAGGCUAUAUUGGAUGACGUGGAAUUGCAGACGGCGCAUCGGGGAGCAGCUGGUCAGCCGGCCACCUGGAUAGAACAGUGUACCUGCCCAGAGGGUUAUCUCGGUCAAUUCUGCGAGUCUUGUGCUCCGGGCUAUCGCCAUAGUCCGGCGCGUGGAGGUCCUUUCAUGCCCUGCAUCCCAUGCGAUUGCCAUGGACAUGCGGAUAUCUGUGACUCGGAGACAGGUCGCUGCAUUUGUCAGCACAAUACCUUCGGGGACAACUGCGACCAGUGUGCCAAGGGCUACUAUGGCAAUGCCUUGGGAGGCACUCCCUACGACUGCAAACGCUGCCCAUGCCCCAAUGAUGGCGCUUGUCUGCAGAUAAAUGGCGACACGGUAAUCUGUACGGAAUGUCCAGUGGGUUACUUUGGCUCUCGUUGUGAACAGUGUAGUGAUGGCUUCUAUGGCGACCCCACCGGACUCUUGGGCUUUGUCCAGACCUGCAAAAGCUGCGACUGCAACGGCAAUGUCGACCCGAAUGCCGUGGGCAAUUGUAACCGCACGACGGGCGAGUGUCUCAAGUGUAUCCAUAAUACAGCCGGUGAGCAUUGUGAUCAAUGUUUGCCCGGACACUUUGGCGAUCCAUUGGCCUUGCCACAUGGCAAAUGCGAUCGGUGUAGCUGUUAUGCCGCCGGCACGGAGCAAGAUGAACAAAGCAUUUCCAAGUGUGAUCAGGUCACUGGCCAGUGUCAAUGUAAACCGAAUGUUAUUGGACGCGAUUGUGGUGAAUGCCAGCCGGGUUAUUUCAAUAUACGUUCGGGCAAUGGGUGUGAGAACUGCUUGUGCGAUCCUGUGGGCAGUUACAAUGCCACAUGCGAUCGGUACUCCGGCCAAUGCCACUGCAAGCCCGGAGUGGUGGGUCUGCGUUGCGAUCAGUGUGCCAAUUAUUUCUAUGGCUUCUCGCCGGAAGGUUGCAAGUCUUGUGACUGCGAUGAGAGCGGCUCGAAGGGAUUCCAGUGCGAUCAGAAUGGUCAGUGUCCGUGCAACGAUAAUGUCGAGGGCCGUCGCUGCGAUCGAUGCAAAGAGAAUAAAUACGAUCGACAUCGCGGCUGCGUCGAUUGUCCAGACUGUUAUAAUCUUGUGCAGGAUGCCGCCAAUCUUCAUAGAGCCAAAUUGGCUAAUCUCAGUGCGACUCUGGAUGAGAUUGCCCGCACUCCGGUGACCAACGAUGAGGAAUUCGAGGCCAAGUUGAAGGCAGUGCAAGAGAAAGUCGCCCUUCUGGCUGAGGAUGCGCGCGAUAAUUCGGGCGAGAGUGGCCAGACCUAUGUGGAGGUCAUUGAUGAUCUGCAUAAGCGUUUGGACAGCAUGCGUAAUCAUUUGGAGAGUGCCGAUAAGUUGCAGCAGGAUGCCAAUGAGGAGAUUGCCAAGGCACGUCGCAAUUACACCGAACUCCAUAGCAUCAUUGAGGAUGCCAAACGGGAGCUACAGGAGGCCAUUGAUCUACUGAACGAAGAGGGAUCUCAAGCACUGGCCAAGGCCAAGAAUAAGUCCGAGGAAUUUGGUCAGCAAUCGCAGCAGAUAUCGGACAUCUCGCGUGAGGCACGUGCCCUGGCCGAUCGCCUCGAAUCGGAGGCCCAAUUCGACUUGCAAAAUGCCAAAGAUGCCAAGGAUGCCGUCGAGAAGGCCCUCUUGUUAGCCAAGAACGCCAUCGAUCUGCAGCAGAAGGUCAGUGUGGAAUUGAAGUCCGAGGUGCGUCUCGAGUUGAACCAAGUCAAGCAGUCAUUGGGCGCUGUGGCUCAAACCUCCAAGGAGGCUCUCCGUAAGGCGAAUGAGGUUUACGAUGCCGCUUUGACCCUUCUCAACGAUGUCAAUCGCCAGACCCAGCCCGACAUUGACAUAAAUCAAUUGAAAAAGGAUGCUGUGGCAGCCAAUGAAAAAGCCGACGAACUACUUAAACAGAUAAACGAGUUGACCAACAACAAUGGAGAAAUCUAUGCCGAUUUUGAGAAUGAACAGAAAUUGGGCACAUUGCUGCUGGAGAGGGCCGCAAAACAAAAACAAGAUGACAUUGAGCUCUUGGAGCGGGCCAAGGCAGCCUUCGAGAAGGCCACCAAGGCUGUAAAACAGGGUGAUAAUACCCUAAAGGAGGCCAACAACACGUACAACACUCUGGCUGGCUUCCAGUCGGAUGUGGAGGCAUCCAAGGAGAAGGCUGAUCAGGCCCUACAAACGGUUCCCAGCAUCGAGCAGGAAAUUCAAAAUGCCAAACAUCUGAUUAGUCAGGCGGAUGAGGCUCUCGAUGGUGCAAAUAAGAAUGCCAACGAAGCCAAGGAGAAUGCCCAAGAGGCCCAGAAGAAAUAUGCUGAACAGGCCUCAAAGGAUGCCGAACUGAUACGUCGCAAGGCCAAUGAAACUAAGGUGGCUGCUCGUAAUCUACGCUAUGAGGCCGAUCAGCUAACAUAUCGUUUCGGAUUAACCGAAAAUGAUAUAUUCAAACUGGAGGAGAACUCUACCAAAGAUGAUAAUCUGGUCGAUGAUGCCAAGCGUAAAGUGGGACAGGCCAAGGCUGAUACCCAAGAGGCCCAGAAGCAAAUUGAAAAGGUCAAUGCGGAUCUAACUGCCAUUAAGGAUGAGUUGGAGAAUCUAAAGGAUAUCAAUACAGCUGAUUUGGAUAAACUGGAAAAUCGUCUGGCCAUUGUGGAGAAUGAUAUUAUUCGUGUCAAUCUAACGGGUCGCAUUGAAAAGUAUCGAGAACAAAGAAAUGCGCAGAAGAAACUGAUCGAUAAAUACGAAUUGGAGUUAACGGAACUUAUACACGAAGUGGACAACAUACGUUUAAUAUCCGAUGCACUGCCCGAUGGCUGCUUCAGACGUAAUCGCCUAGAGCCAUGAAAACAAAAACCAACAAAAACAAAUGCCACAUCUAAUACUAAAAUGAAACAACAACAAUAAAAAAUACCAACUACUUCAAUUAUCAAUUAAGUAACACAAAACAAGACGAACAAAUUCGGAUUAUACUAGUUUAGAGCCGUUGCAAUGAAAUUAUAUAUAAUAUUAGUUCUUCUUUUAGUUGAAUCAUUUUUCUCUAGAAACCGAAAACGAAACUGAAACCGAAACCGAAACAAAACCUAAACUCAAAUCAGAUAAACAUACGAAUGAAACGUAAAGCUUUAAAGCCUGAUCGUUUGCAUACUAUAUGCCAUAUACCAACUAAAUUUAUAUAUAUUAAUAUAUAUAUAUAUAUACAUACAUAUAUAUGAUGAUUCGUAACUGUGAAAUUUUUUUGUAUAACUGCCAAUUUGUGCUUUAUGUAGAUCCAAUAGAUCCAUGUAGUUUGCCCAAGAGUCGCCAAGUGGACUGUAUUAUAAAUCUCUCUAUUAUCUAUCGGCAAAUUCCAAUUUGCCUUUCUUUUCCCCCCACCUCCUCAGCAAUGAUUCCUCUCCCUUUCCCACUGGAAAUCUACACCAUAUUCUCACUUUUAUAUAUAUAUUAAUAUUAUUAACAUUUACGUUUAAUGUGCCAAUUUUUAUACAAUAUUUUUCCUUUUUGCCUAUAAGUUUUUGCCUAAAAUGAAAGUGUUUUU
Drosophila willistoni is the source of this 5765-nucleotide messenger RNA. It is a transcript of the gene LanB2, whose product is annotated as laminin subunit gamma-1. NCBI's taxonomy places the organism in Eukaryota, Metazoa, Arthropoda, Insecta, Diptera, Drosophilidae. Bases 137 to 5074 code for a protein of 1645 amino acids. The record is from RefSeq and is a predicted model, not a curated record. The transcript has 8 exons.